This is a messenger RNA of Bolinopsis microptera, 2666 nucleotides long. RefSeq names its product eukaryotic translation initiation factor 3 subunit J-like. The coding region runs from base 1479 to 2249 and encodes 256 amino acids. Gene Ontology annotation, molecular function: translation initiation factor activity. The record is from RefSeq and is a predicted model, not a curated record. NCBI's taxonomy places the organism in Eukaryota, Metazoa, Ctenophora, Tentaculata, Lobata, Bolinopsidae. The transcript is spliced from 8 exons. Gene Ontology annotation, cellular component: eukaryotic translation initiation factor 3 complex; cytoplasm.
GUUAAUCAUGGGGACCUCUUUUGAGUCGAGUAGUGCUGUUUUCAUUCUCCCAGAGAACUCAUCUAGAUCAGAGGGACAGAUACUAAAAUUGAAGCACCCUAAAGAUAAUCAAACCUGUCUUGCAUACCUAAGUUUGGAAUCUAAAUCGCUGAAUGAACUAUUAUAUCUAAAAGAAAAGCAUGUUUCAUGGUUUGUUGGUGAUCAUGUUCUUGGAGAUACUAAGCUAAGUAUAGGGACCCCACUUGAUCCAACAUUUAUGAUUAUUCCUUACCUCCUCAAAAACGUGGACAAAUAUUCUCCAUUGGGUCAAAUUCUUGUUGAUGAAAAAUAUCCAUCUGCAAUACAUUUAGAAGAUCUUUUGUCAGAAUCCGACCUCUCACUCGUUGCAGACAUUAAACCAUCACUAGAUAAAAUCAUCAAAUUCAACAAAGAAAAAACAUUGAACUGGCUAUCUGGCAAGGUAAGUAAAGUUGCUUCAGCUAUGAAGAAAUGUGGUAUCUCUCCUGGAUUUAACUCAACUCUAUCAGACGAAGAAUACACAAGGUAUGCUUGUGGAAUUGUUUCAGAUUAUAUAAAUUCGUCUUUGUCAGUAGAUUUACAGGACAGGCUCGGGAUCCAGCUGAGUGUUGAUAACAGUGAGUGUGAAAAACCCGCCAAGAAACCAAAACUGAGCAGUACAAAUGAUCAUGAUGCUUGUAAGCCUGCUAAAAAUUCAGUUCCAAAAGGAAAAGAAAAGGCUCCAAAACGUAAAGCCCAAAAACAGUUAGCUCCUGUCAAUACCAAAGGAAUGAAAUCCAUGUCUUCAUUUUUCAAAAAAGUGGAAACAAAAUGAUGCAGCGAUUCUGAACUAUGAUAUAAAUUAUGAUCUGAUAAAGUAUUGUGUAACGUGUUUCAAUUCAGUUCUUUUUUUAAGUGACUGAAAUAACUAAUUUAACUUUAUGCAAAGUUAAUUUCAAUAUAUAAAUUGACAUUUUUAAUAUUUUUAUUAGAUGCAAAUAGCAUUUUUUAUUUGAUAUGAUAUGUUUCUGAAUAUUUUAAUAUUGUGAAAAAAUAUUAGAUAUUUUAUAUUGUGUUUGUUCAGAGAUCAUUUACAUAUUACGUAAGCCACAUUUUAAAGCUUCCUUUCCUCUCCACAAGCCUUUAAGUAAUAUGUAAAUGAUCCCUAAUGAAAUAUGUAUUCAGGUUUAUCUCACAAUUUAUUAAACUGCAGCUGUUCUCAAUAUAAACAAAAUCAUUCAUAUUUGUAUCGUUCAAUUGCCUCGAAAAGCUUUUGUAUGUAAUGUUGUUGAUACUUGAGACAGUGAAAGUUCUCAUCUAGUGUUAAAUUACUUCACAGUCUACAUCCAGACCUUGUGUUCCGUUGUGCUCUGUAGUGUGUAUGUUUGACAUGAACUCAACAAUAAACAUGUGGUCAUGAAUAUGCUAGUCAUUAAUAAUAAAUUAUCAUUUUAGGCCAGAAAGGUUCACGGAGUGCAGUCAUGACAUCGGCUUUUGAUGACGACGACUUCAGGGGUAACUUCAUCAAUGUCAACGAAUUUGAAGAUGAUGACGAUGAUGUGAUGGAUAACUGGGAAGAUGUUCUUGACGAAGAAGAAGAGGCAGAGAAGAAAAAGAAAGAGAAAGAAGCUGAGGAAGAAAGAAAGAAAAAGGAACGUGAUGAGAAGGUAGCUAAGAGGGCGGCUGAGAAAGCAAAACAGGAGGAGAUCCAAAGAUUAAUGAACGCAAAACCUUUGUCUAAAGAAGAGCAGGAAAAAGCUCAAUUGAAAGCAGCGGAAGAUGCCGCAAACGACUUAUUUGGAUUUGAAAACGAUAGACCGUCAGAAUCUAUGGUAGCAUCAUUAGUUACGUCAACUGCAGGCAUAUCUCUCAAUAAUCCCGACUCCGUUGAUACCUACGUGCCUGUCGAUCCAGAAGAUUUUGCCGAACUUUCCAGAAGAAUCGCUAAAAAGUUAAAGAAUUAUCAGACUGACGAUGGUUAUAUCAGCUUUAUCAGAGAUUUAGUUCCAGAUCUCUGUUCAGAAAUGACGAGCGAUGAUAUUAAAAAGAUUUCGAAUCCUCUAGUUACCCUUACACACGAUAAAUCGCGGCAGGAAAAAGAAGCUAAAAAGUUGGCACAGCAAGCUUCUUCUAAGAAGACCAGUCUUAAAGUACAGAAAAAGCAAACUGACACACGUUCAGACUUUUUGUUGAACGAAUACAAGGAUAUGGGUAACUACGAUGACUUUGAUGACCUGGACGAUUUCAUGUGACGAGCUUUAGAUAAUUUUAGGGAUCUUUUGUAGAAUGAAAUUAUGUGAUUUUCAUUUGGGGUUAAACCUGGGUUAAAUUGGAAUCGAACCGUGAUUUGUAAUAGCAACUUGUUACAUGAUUUACGGGUAAUAACAGAUGUCGUCCUUAAGCGUGUCCAAUCCUAAAACAGCGAAGACCUCUGAAACUUUUUAGUACUUUCAAUACUUUUAACACCUCUGUGGACUGUGUUACUUCCGACAAGGUGGCCUCGGUGAACAUUACUACAGUGUUGAGUUGGUGAAUGCAAUUUGGUUUCUUCUUCAAUGUAUCAUUGAUAAUUUGGUUUUUGACUAUUUGAAUCUUAUUUUUUAAAGUUUUCAGGUUCAAAAUGUUAAACGAGAUUGAUCUGUGAAAACUAUCUUAAAGUUUCUACUAUA